UUCUUAAAUCACAUUCGUUACGUUUCUAACUAGUCUCCUUCCUAGACCUUUUCAUCAAAAUCUUCUUCUUUAAUACAUGAUUUUCUCUUCAAUACAUUUUCUUUUCCAUUUCACUGUUUCAGAUUGCCAUUUAUUUUCUUUUUCUUAUUCUUGGAGCUGAAUUCAGAGAUGGGAUUCUUGGGCAGUUUUCUGGGUAUCGUAGGUUUUGCUAUCGGAAUCCCCAUUGGACUCUUUCUUGGUUUCUUGCUAUUUGUUUACUCCAAGCCCAACCACGUGAAGGAUCCAGCUCAUAAGUCACUUGAUGAGUUUGAUGCCGAUGCUUUGCUUGAUCUUCUACCUGACAUUCCACUAUGGGUGAAGAACCCAGAUUAUGAACGGGUGGAUUGGUUGAACAGAUUUCUGUCUGAUAUGUGGCCUUAUAUUGAUAAGGCAAUUAGUUGCACAAUCCGAAACAUGGCACAACCUAUAUUCGCAGAGUACAUCGGGAAGUUUCAGAUAGAAUCUAUUGAUUUCGAUGUUGUUAGUCUUGGAACUCUUCCUCCGGUAAUUCAAGGUAUGAAAAUCUAUGAGACCAAUGAAAAGGAGCUAGUGAUGGAACCAGCAAUUAGGUGGGCAGGCAAUCCCAACAUAGUUUUGGUGUUAAAGUUAUUGUCUUUACGGAUUACAAUUCAGCUAGUGGAUUUGCAAAUAUUUGCUGCACCAAGGAUCGCAUUAAAACCUCUUGUACCUACAUUUCCUUGUUUUGCAAGCAUCAUAGUAUCAUUGAUGGAGAAGCCACAUGUUGACUUUGGAACAAAAGUACUUGGAGGAGACCUCAUGUCCAUACCUGGUCUUUAUCAAUUUGUUCAGAAAACGAUAAAAAAGCAAGUCGCAAACCUCUACCUGUGGCCUCAAACUCUUGAAAUACCCAUCCUUGACUCUUCAGCAGUGGCCAUAAAGAAGCCUGUGGGAUUACUGCAUGUAAAGGUUGUUCGUGCGCUUAAACUGUUAAAGAAGGAUUUCCUGGGAACUUCUGAUCCUUAUGUCAAACUCAGCCUGACUGGAGAGAGGCUGCCAGCGAAGAAAACCACCAUCAAAAAGAGGAACCUGAAUCCUGAAUGGAAUGAAAAUUUCAAGCUUAUUGUGAAGGAUCCCCAAUCGCAAGUCCUUCAAUUACAAGUCUAUGACUGGGACAAAGUUGGUCAACACGACCCUUUGGGAAUGCAGUUAGUUCCCCUGAAAAAGCUUACAGCUGGCGACAAAGAGUUUACUCUUGAUUUGCUCAAGAAUUCAAGUAUGAGUGAUUCUCAAGAAAAGAAGCAACGAGGGCAGCUUAUGGUUGAGCUCGCAUAUGUCCCCUUCAAAGAAGACAGCAUUAAAGCUAUUGAACUUAUGGAUGGAUAUGGGAGGAGGGAAAGUGGAAUUGACAGAUCAUCUGACGAGGAGGUUUUAAGUGGAGCAGGUCUGUUGUCCGUGAUGGUCGUAGGAGCUGAGGAUGUGGAGGGGGAAAGUCAUAACAAUCCCUAUGCUCUAGUCCUUUUUAGAGGAGAAAAGAAGAAAACAAAGAUGAUCAGGAAAACUCGUGACCCACGUUGGAACGAAGAAUUCCAGUUCACACUUGAGAAACCUCCUUUGAACGAGAAGAUAUGUUUUCAAGUUAUUAGCAAGCGGAGAGCCUUUAUUUUUCGAUCAAAGGAAUCAUUGGGACAUGUGGAAAUAAACCUCAAUGAUGUUGUGCGCAAUGGACGGAUCAACCAGAAAUACAAUCUUAUCAACUCAAAAAACGGGAUGAUACAUGUGGAGAUGCAGUGGACAAUGGUUUGAGGUAGAAUGGCUGUGUUGUGUUUGUGAGAAUUAUACAUAUAUGAUACAUACAGGAUUUUGAGAAACUAUUAUACAGCAGGAAAUUUACUUGAAGAUUUACUAGAUAGCAAAAGAAGAAAAAAGGGAAGAAAAAGCUGAAUGUAAAUUUGAAGUGAUAAUGUAUUUUUACCCAGUGUGGUUGAAAAAUAUUCUUGUUUUUUUUUUACUGUUUGGCUGUAAAUGAAAUUUGUGAGUGAAUAGAUUCAAAUCAUUUUGUUUGAUCAA
This is a messenger RNA of Carica papaya (papaya), 2067 nucleotides long. Lineage: Eukaryota; Viridiplantae; Streptophyta; Magnoliopsida; Brassicales; Caricaceae. The record is from RefSeq and is a predicted model, not a curated record.